Hippocampus zosterae (dwarf seahorse) is the source of this 2694-nucleotide messenger RNA. RefSeq names its product zinc finger protein OZF-like. NCBI's taxonomy places the organism in Eukaryota, Metazoa, Chordata, Actinopteri, Syngnathiformes, Syngnathidae. The record is from RefSeq and is a predicted model, not a curated record. The coding region runs from base 1130 to 2566 and encodes 478 amino acids. The transcript has 3 exons.
UUCCCGUUGCGUUCAGAUGUUUAUAUUGAAAUUCACUGACCCUCAAUAACAGAACCUGGGCCAGUUAUAUGAAGGAUAAAUGUUUUUUUUAAAUUCCCCUGACACACACACACACACACUUUUUUUAAAGUGGUGAAUCCCCUUGAAAACUUUGAUUAAAUGUUAAAUUAAAUUGAGUCUACUGGUCACUUUUUUUGAUAAACAUGAACAAUGCUGUCCGCUAUCGAAUUAAUAUCGGCAAGAAUGAACGUUAUGUCUCAAAACAACUCGUGUUAUUGAUCGCUUGCUAUCGGUCUGAGAAAAAAAGUGGUAUUGAGCUAACGUGCAAAACUCUUUCAUUCAUUUUCCCUCGCAACUUAAUGUGUCCAUCACUACCAUGGUGUCAUCAGAAUUCAAUUUAAAUGUGCGUAGCACAAUUCAAACACCGUCCAAGCAGCUUCAGCUCGUUCUCUACUUUUAUUCCACACUAUUAUUCUGCGUACCUCGAUGGCAUGCUUGCACACACUUUCACGCGACGAUUCCGCCAAGUUCACGCUUGAUUUUACUUUGAGCUACGGGUCGCAAGCGAAGGCGUCUUCCUGUUCGCCACUAGCGAACUAAUGUCAAUAAACUGAGAAGCAUCAAGGCACAACGAGACGAGUUUAUCCAAUCAAGAAUGGUUUUCAAUAAAUGUUUAAACCCAGUAAAGAAGUGGUGGGUGUACAAAGUGAAGGCUUCAGCGCGUUCUGUAUUGAAUUGGGAAGAAUUAUUGAACGGAAGUGAAGCUUUUCUACUUCUUUCACAUUUCCGGAAGUGUAAACGCCACACUUGCCACAUUACUGCCCUCUUCAGAUAUUCUGCUUAAAUUACAACCUAAGGAGGAAGACAAAAAAAAACAACUCGCCUCCGUGACAUCAUGGUUGUCGAUUAAGUGUUGAAGGCACCGCAGCCUCCACACAGGACGUCGAUCAGUACUUUAAAAGACUACAACAUCACAUCACUGAGUCAUUUUAUGCGGAUAAACUCGUUUCGGAGCGCGUCGCUGCUCACCGGCCUUGUUUAUCUUAGCUCGCUAGCGGCUAACACAGAGAAGCACAUAGCCUCGUCAAGCAGAUAUCAAGUGCGGAAGUGUUGAGAUCGUCGUGCGAAAAUGUGUGCAGGGGCGACACUCGAGUACAAGGCGCAACUUUGUGGAAUAAAAGAACAGAACGAGCAACAUCUUGAAGCGCAGGGCGAUUUUUGCAAGCUGCCGCGCGUUGUGCUACGCAGAGCAGACGUCAGUGAAAAAUAUCUUCGUCCCGAGCAACGUGGGGCAGAGUCUUUACGUAUUAAAAACGAGGAGGAGGAAAAGCCCCUUCACAUCAAAAAGGAGGAAGAGGGGGAGGAUAUAAGCAAGUCAACAUUGACCUUCGUCCCUUUAAAGAGUGAAGGUGAAGACAUGGGUGCUGAGCUUCCAAGCGGCAGCUCAAGUCAACGCACGACAACAGAAGACAUCAGUGAAAAAUAUCUUUGCCCCGAGCAACCGCAGGCAGAGUCUUUUAGGAUUAAAAAUGAGGCGGAGGAAAAGCCCCUUCACAUCAAAAAGGAGGAGGAGGAGGAUGGCAGCAAGAUGGCACUGACCUUUGUCCCUUUAAAGAGUGAAAAGGAAGACAAGGGUGAGCGUGAGGAGGCCAGAGGGGCGGAGCUUCCAAGCAGUAGCUCAAAUCAACACAUAACAAUAGAAGAUUAUGGAGACCACUGUGAACCAUCGCCAGCAUAUCGGGAUGACACAUCAUCACAGUCUCCUGACACUGACGACGAUGAUGAUUAUGAUGAUGAUGAUGAAGAGACUCAAGGUGACGGGGCAUAUCACACUGACGACAAAUGCUGGGAAUGUUCUCGGUGUGGGAAAACAUUUCAGUCAAAGUGGUCUUUAAAAAGGCACACAAGAACACACACUGGGGAAAAACCUUUUGACUGCUCAGUUUGUGGUAAAACCUUCUCUGAGAAGUCGAGUUUAACAAAACACACAAGAACACACAGUGGUGAAAAACCGUUUUCCUGCUCAGUUUGUUGCAAGAGCUUCUCUCACAAGUCACAUUUAACAAGCCACACAAGAAUCCACACUGGGGAAAAACCUUUUUCCUGCUCGGUGUGUGGUAAACGCUUCCUAGAAAAGUCCCAUUUAACAAUGCACACAAGAACACACACUGGAGAAAAACCUUUUGCCUGCUCAGUUUGUGGUAAAAGUUUCUCUCAAAAGUCAAAUUUAACGAGCCACACUCGAACACACAGUGGAGAAAAAACUUUUUCCUGCUCAGUUUGUGGUAAAAGCUUCCUAGAAAAGUCACAUUUAACAAUGCACACGAGAACACACACUGGGGAAAAACCUUUUGCCUGCUCAGUUUGUGGUAAGAGCUUCUCUCAAAAGUCACAGUUAGCAAGCCACACAAUAAUACACAGUGGAGAAAAACCUUUUGCCUGCCCGGUUUGCCGCAAAAGCUUUGCUCAGAAGUCAGGUUUAGCACAACACGCAAGAACCCACAGUGGAGAAAAACCCUUUUCCUGCUCCAUUGUGGUCAUCGCAUCGCAGAAAAGUCAAAGUUGAGGAAUCAUACGAGAACCCGAGAUGGAGAAAAAUGCUUUUGCCUGCUUAAUUUGCUCCAAAAGCUUCUCUCAAAAGUCAAAUUCAACAAGGCACGCAAGAAAAAGGGGCUUUGUAAUAAGAUGCAAAAG